CGAAGCCCUCGAGCAUUCAGAGUUGCAAGGGCCGUUCACUCAACCAAACAGCCACCACGACUACCACCUCCUUCUUCGGAGACAGAGAGAUCAUUCAUAGUAACUCGACGGAUUCAUCUUCUUCAGGUUGCAGAACAAUGGGUGCAGCAGGUGGAAGAGCGGUUCAUUCUCCUUCCAAAAGGGUGGAAGCUGGCCCCCUGAAGCGAGCUCCAGUUUCGAAGCCAACAUUCACUCUCAGCCAGGUCAAGAAAGAGAUCCCGCGUCAUUGUUUCCAGCGUUCUGUUAUCCGCUCAUUCUCAUAUGUUGUUUGUGACCUCACAAUUGUCACUCUCUUGUAUUAUGUCGCCAAAUCUUAUAUCCCCAUGCUUCCGCCCUCGCUCUCUUGUCUGGCUUGGCCGGUUUAUUGGGGCCUUCAAGGCUGCAUCUUAACUGGUGUUUGGGUUAUAGCUCAUGAAUGUGGCCACCAUGCCUUCAGUGACUACCAAUGGCUAGAUGACACUGUUGGUUACAUCCUUCACUCUGCCUUGCUUGUACCUUACUUCUCCUGGAAGUAUAGCCAUCGCCGCCAUCAUUCCAACACAGGCUCUCUCGAAAAGGAUGAAGUCUUUGUCCCCAUAGAGAAAGCCGGUGUCAGAUGGUAUUCCAAGUACCUUAACAACCCACCCGGGCGAAUCCUUAGCCUUUUCAUAACACUCACUCUUGGAUGGCCAUUAUACUUGGCAUUCAAUGUUUCAGGCAGGCAUUACGAUCGUUUUGCUUGUCACUAUGAUCCUAAAAGUCCUAUCUAUUCAGAUCGCGAGAGGCUCCAAAUUCUCAUCACUGAUGCGGGUAUUUUAGCUGUUACAUAUGGCCUCUACCGCCUUGUACUGGCAAAAGGCCUUGCUUGGGUGCUGUGUGUUUACGGAGGACCAUUGUUGGUGGUAAAUGGAUUUCUUGUUCUAAUUACAUUCCUGCAACAUACUCACCCUUCAUUGCCUCACUAUGACUCAUCCGAAUGGGACUGGUUAAGAGGAGCUCUAGCAACAGUAGACAGAGAUUACGGAAUCCUUAACAAGGUCUUCCAUCAUAUAACAGAUACUCAUGUAACACACCAUCUGUUCUCGACAGUGCCGCAUUAUCACGCUGAAGAGGCAACCAGGGCAAUCAAGCCCAUUUUGGGAGAAUAUUACCAGUACGAUGGGACAUCGAUCUUCAAGACAAUGUAUAGGGAGACAAAGGAAUGUAUUUAUGUCGAGCGAGACGAAGGUGAAGACCAGAACAAAGGUGUGUUCUGGUAUAAAAACAAGUUAUAAUGAUGAAAUAGUCCUAAAAUUUGCAGGCUGGAAAUUGUACCUUCACUUCUCCAGGUAAAAUUCAGAACCUGCUUUGAAUUGAACUAGUUUAUCUUGUUUUCAUGCAAUAAUUUUAAAUAAUAGCCCCAGUUUUUACUACUUGUAAGAUCCAGGAAGUUUUUUUUAUUUCAAGUUUGUUUAAAUCUGUCUAAUUAUGUCAUGCUUCUUUGUAAAUUCAGUUUGCUUUGCAUGUAAGCAGAAAAAUCUGAUCUUCCAUUAUGGUGCAAAAUUUCUAGUUAUUACUAUUGAUAACUUUGGUAAA
Molecule: messenger RNA, 1593 nt
Organism: Mangifera indica (mango)
Lineage: Eukaryota; Viridiplantae; Streptophyta; Magnoliopsida; Sapindales; Anacardiaceae
Product: delta(12)-fatty-acid desaturase FAD2-like
Exons: 2
Coding region: 138-1292 (384 amino acids)
Biological process (GO): lipid metabolic process
Molecular function (GO): oxidoreductase activity, acting on paired donors, with oxidation of a pair of donors resulting in the reduction of molecular oxygen to two molecules of water
Source: RefSeq, a predicted model, not a curated record